GAGCAUCAGUAAAGUGUGAAAACUUCUAAGUAAUUCAGUAUUUGAACUUACAUUUCAUUAAAAAAAAUCAAGCUUUUAGCCAUGAAGGCCAUUAUCCUGCUUCUUGUGUUUAUUCGUCUUUGUUUGGCAAAGCAACUUGCCGAACCCAGCGACCUGAACAAAGUCGACCCUAUGCUCGAGGAUCUACUACGAAACGAAAAUCUAAUUAACCAAAGGAUCUCUGCUGGAGUUGCAAGUGGCGAUCUUCGCGAAAAUGAUUACAUGCCAGACGCCUUGAAGGACUUAAUCAUGCAAAAAAUGGCAAAAAUGCCUGGAGACAUGGGAUGGAAUCGAGUUUUCGGCGGCCAAGUAGCUCCCCGCGGAGCUUAUCCACACCAGGUUGGAAUGUCGCUGAUGACCGCAAACGGUGGAAGCAGCUGGUGCGGUGGAUCAGUUUUGUCGGAAACAUAUGUUCUCACAGCCGCACAUUGUCUUGAUAAUGUUUACAUGGCCUCCAUGAUAUUUGGAGCUCACGACAGAAUGAACAGCGCCGAACCAGGACGUGUGACCCAGACUGUCACCAGGGCUAACUUCAUUGUUCACCGUGGGUGGAAUCCACAAAAUAUGUUGAACGAUAUUGCGUUGAUUCGUCUAAACCAAAGGUUGCAAUUUACAAAUCUAAUUAAACCCAUCAGUAUUCUCUCAAGUCCAUAUGAAUCAUACGAGGGCCAAACUGCCAUAGUUUCAGGAUGGGGACAUUAUGAUGCAACUAGUCAGCUGGCACGUCACCUCCGUCAUGCCCAGUCGGUAGUAGCUAACAAUGCAUUGUGUCAACAAUACUUUGGACACUUUAUUACGAACAACAACGUCUGCUUGGAUGGCAGCAGAGGUCAAGGUGCUUGCAAUGGUGACUCCGGUGGUCCACUGAUAAACACAAAGGGUCAAUUGAUUGGAUUGGUUUCAUUUGGAUCUGGACAAGGAUGUGACAGACGUUGGCCAACUGUUUACACUAAAAUUGCAUCCUACAAAACAUGGAUUACACAAAAUAGCGGAAUUCGCUUUGUCUGAUUCUGGGAUCGUUUCUGAUAAUUUUCAAGUGAUAAUGAGUUUUCUAUGAUAAAAAUGUUUAAUUUAGGAUUUUUUAUACUGUCGCCUGUCGGGCUUAUUUAAAUAAAUUUUCAUAUUCGCAAAA
Hermetia illucens (black soldier fly) is the source of this 1171-nucleotide messenger RNA. RefSeq names its product chymotrypsin-like protease CTRL-1. The record is from RefSeq and is a predicted model, not a curated record. Bases 82 to 1047 code for a protein of 321 amino acids. The transcript is spliced from 4 exons. NCBI's taxonomy places the organism in Eukaryota, Metazoa, Arthropoda, Insecta, Diptera, Stratiomyidae. Gene Ontology annotation, biological process: proteolysis. Gene Ontology annotation, molecular function: serine-type endopeptidase activity.